Symbiodinium necroappetens is the source of this 3015-nucleotide messenger RNA. The record is from the annotation of a GenBank genome assembly. Lineage: Eukaryota; Dinophyceae; Suessiales; Symbiodiniaceae.
AUGGGUCAAUACUUCUCCUUGCGUGGAGCUGAAGAAUGGGCAGACACCCUGCACAAGACGGCAUUGCCAUCGAUCUGGUCGACAGCCACCUACACCCCCCUCGCCAAGUCGCGGCAGAUCCUUCUAACGCGACCGGGAAACGUGGAGUACGUCUUCCCAGGAACCUUUAGGCAGGGAGGAGAUUACGUGCAGGUCAGCGAAGCUGCGGAAGUUGUGCUCAUCGCUGGCUUUGAUGCGGAGAGUGGUCGAUGCUAUUCAGGCAUCGUUCUCCAAGCACACUGCAACUUCCCGCAUAAGUUCUCGCGGACAGUGGAAGAGGUGACCGCUGCAGAGAAGAAGGUCCGCGAGCAGGACGCAUCGCCCUCGCCACCCUCGCCCUCAGAGGAUAUGGAGUCGACGGCCACACGGUGUCCUUCAGUGGAGAAGUUGCGCAGAGAAUGCAGCUGGAUGUCUCGGAGCGCUUCCGGAGCUCGGCUCAGCCCUACUAGCACGAUGUUCAAGAGUGCCUCGCGGAGCAGCGGUCUCUCGCUUGAGAAGUUUGGUGAGCUUGAAGAGCCCCCGCCGACACGAGAACGGCUCUGGUCUUGUUGCCUUCUCUAUGCCGUCAAGGAGGGCAUCCUCGUGCAUUUUGCGGAUGACAUAGAAUCUUGUGAGGAGGUGAUUCGUUCUGUUCAAGCGCGAUACCGGGAUGUCCAGGGAUCAGCGGCCAGCGUUGCGCAUCCGCAGGUCCACACGGUCCGGCAUUCAGCUGGGGGUGCACCACCGGUGGCUGGACGCAUCAUCGCUGCAGUGCUGAAGAAUGACCUGAAGCGCGACUUCCAGGUGUACAGCACAGCGGACAAGCAGAAAGAGUUCACCAACUGUGUCGCCUUCUCUAUGCGAAUAGUCAAGGACUUCCAGUUGGCGGUGCGGGGCUUUGACAUUGUGAAAGCCUGCGAGAGCAACCCGUCUCUGGGGCGCAAGGCAGGAGAAGUCGUCGGUUGUGCCUGGGCGGCUUUGGCACACGGUGUGAGCUGGACUGCUUCUGAAGAGGUCAUGAUGCAGAGUGUGCAGAUGUGUGCAGCUCGCAAUGCCUUCGCUUGUCGGGUUGAAAACGGUUUCAAGGUGCAUCUGGAAAGCUCCACAUGCUUUCAGGCCUGGUGCACGUUUCACUUCAUACGAGAGCCCAGGCCCUUCAUUUUCGAUCUGCCUCCCAGCGUGAUGUCCUUGAUUGAGUUUGACGUGAUGGCUGUGAAUGAUCCAGGGGCUGUGCUUCUUUCAUGCGUGCUCUCGCACUGUGGGGCCUCGCUCGGAUCAAGUCCAGACUUCGUGGUUAGACAACACAUCCAUGACAUCCCUCAUCUUCGAUGCAUCUCCGAAGAGGAGUGGUUCUGCUGCUGGCACUUCGGAACUGCUUUGCAGAUGAUCCGGCCUGCUUCCCAGGGAUAUCUGUCCGUGGACUUCGCCUCAGCCAACCCGCCGCUGGUGAGAAGAGAGGCCAAGACUCCCGAGUCUGACUUGGAGGAGCGGUUGGCGAAUGCUAUGGAGGUUGCCAAGGUUGCCGAAGCUGCGGCUGCCCGGGCCGCUGUCAUGGUUGCUGCGCAGGAUCAAAGGCUGAAUGCCGCAGACGAGAAGAUCAUCGAGCUCGAGCAAGAGAAUGCGGAACAGAAGAAGGAGCUUGAGGCGGUCCGAGGAGACUUCGCGAAAGUGGAUGCAGAUGUCAACGACGCGUUGAACCAGACAAACAGCACCGCGCUCAGGCUCCAGGCCGAAGUGGAAGGCAUACAGCGAGAAGACGGCCAGCUGAAGGCCAAGGAUGAUAUCCUGGAGCGAGUUGUCAAGGAUGUGGAAAGCAAAGUUAUCGAAUUUGGGACAGAAGCGAUGCAUGCGGAAACUGCAGCUGGGCAUGCUCAGAAGGAUGCCGGGAAAGCCAAGAAUGCAUCAGAUCUUCUAAAGGCGAGAGAAGCCAAUCUUAAGUACGAAGUUGAUGACCUUGGAACGACGUUGGAUGAGGUUCUGAAGGACCAGAACUCAUCCAAGAGCGCAGUGCAGAAGUUGCUCAAUCGUACACAAAAUCUUGGCAAGACGAUGUUGAAGAUCAGCAAACACUUGAGAAAGUUUGAUGGGAGUCUCAGCAAAGCAGUGAGACAGGCGGGGGAGUCGGACAAGCUUGCGAAGAUGGCCAAAGAGGAAGCAGACGAUGCUUUGGAUGACGUUGAGUCUGUUGGCCAGCCAGUCCCAGGAUUUGGUGGAGGCUACAGCCGUGCCUCCUCCGUCGCGGGCGAAGAAGGCCCCCGUGGGCCGCCUGGUCCCCCAGGCCCACCUGGACCUGAUGCACGGUCGAAAAGGGCUGCACAGUCGUCGCGCAGCGCGCCUGGACCACGAAACAAGCAAAGCCAAAGUGGACAGAACGAGGAGGCUCAGCCAGUCCGAACGGUUGUGUCAAGCGUCUACGAUCCAACAACAGCAGCUGUAGCUGCCAAGCAACAUGCAAAAGCUGCCUGGGAAGCUGUCAAACAAAUACAGGCCCAAAACUCCAAAACGCGACCAAUCUACGAGGUGGCUUCCAUGACUGGCGAUUUGAUUCAGAUAAUGAAAGGUCCCCCAGGUCCGCAAGGCGCGCCUGGAGAAGCAGGAGCAGCCGGUGCAAAGGGCAAACCCGGUCCUCCUGGUGUUCCGCUUCGAGAACCGCCGCCUUCACCGCCGCCCAGAAACACCUCUAAUUCCACCGCAACUUCUAACUCGUCCAACACAACAUCUCAGAGCAAUUCAAGUGACACUGAUGAUGUCGAAGCUCCGCUGAAGAAAGCCGCCAGCCUCCCCAUGUACUUUGCAGCCUUUGGCGCAUCGGUCGCGGUCCUGCUGAUUCUCUACAGGUCCAUAGAUGCCAUCAUCGUGACAGGUGACCUCUCUGCACGAGCAUGGAACAAGAAGAAAAAGUUAAAGGCAAAAGCCAAAGCAAAAUCCAGCGCAGAAUCGGCAGCCGCAAGCGCCCCUGCUGAUGCCGCUGCAAGCGCUCCUGCUGAUGAGUCGUGA